UGUCGGACCAGACAGGACUGCUGCUCCGUGCUGCGUGCUGUCUUUAUAUUAUUUCUUUUUUCUUGGUUGAAAUUAAUAUCAAGAUCUUCGUGAAUAGCAGAAACGAUUUCGCGAGUUAUUUAAUUAUAUACAAGACCAAAUGGCUUAUAACAGGCAAUAUAAAGCACGGCAGUCUGGCCGCUACAACACCCCAGGACAGUUCGUACCUGCAGAGGUAAGAUUCAUGUUUAUUAAUGAGCCACGUUUAACCAUUUUUAGCAUUUUACUACACUAGUUAUAGAAUUUAUGCCCUACAUGCAUAUAGUAAGCUGGUUCAAUUUAUAAUUUUUAAAUAUUAAAUCCCCUAAAUACCAAAAAGUAUGGUAAAUAGACAUAAAUACAAUGUUUAUUACAUGAAUUACUUGUUAUCACAGCUAUACCAGAGCCCUGUUGCCCUGAUCCUGGCCCUUCACAGUCGUAAGCUUCCCUCGGAGUGCUUAAACCCAAGCACCUGCCAACCAUUGUGAUGAGAGAUCCGAGUGACUAAGCUCCAUGAUUUCUCAUGACGAUAGGUUCCCACCAAUGGCAUUGCCUAUUAAAUUUCAAUAAAAAUUUGGAAAGUAUUGCCUGUGGUGUGAUGUUGUGAAGGUGAGGGCUAGAGGCUCCCCGAGGAAAGCUGUGGGUUGAGAAUACACUAUGACCACGAAAUGAUCAUUUCGUGCGCAUAAGGGCUUCUCUAGACUAAGUAGACAGUAAGCUGGCCCGAGUCCCUAACAUUGCGAACGCCCCUGAGUUUGUAGCUGAAUACUGUGAGAACUACAACAUGGGAUGUUAAUGAAGCUGCAACUUCAUGGGCUGAAGCAAUGGUAGGAAUGUGGGUGAUGGGUGAUGUGUGCCCACCGUCACUGAGAGACUGCAAGAUGUAUGGUUAUUGAAGAAUUAAAGCCUAAUAUUUACUUGACAAAUUAUGCUGAUCGACAUGCAAGAGAGACAUGAGAUUAUUAGAAUAAUUUGAUUUAUUGACUUGAUCAUAUCAUACAAUGUAUGCUUGAAACACAGUUUUCUGUGCAUAAGCAAAUAGUUAAAAAUUUCUUUUUAAAAGAACUUGUAUAAUCACAUUGUUUGUAGUAUCUUUGUAGCCAAAACCACCAGGCUCUGAGUGUAUUAAUUUUACAUCAUGUAGAUCCCCAUUAUUUGCCCGGUAAAUAUAAAGGUCUAGAGUGUGUGAGUGUGUGGAUGAUGUGAGGUGUGCCACAUGGCCCUCUCGGCUGAAGCGCGGAGGGUACCGGGCGAGUGCCAGCGGCUAGCGUCGAGACUACCCAGACUUGCAGCCCUAAGCCAACAGUUCGGGCAGCAGCAGCCGCAGCCGUUUGGCCAGGAGCCGUUCCAGCAGUACACUCCUCAGCCGCAGCAGAACCUGCUACCGCCUCAGCAGAACGUACAACCGGCGCAGCAAACCGUGAAUCCUGUUCAACAGAAUAUGAAUCCUGUUCAACAGAAUAUGAAUCCUGUUCAACAGAAUAUGAAUCCUGUUCAUCAGAAUGUGAAGCCCGUGCAAAUGCAACAGAAUAUACCGAAUGUCUCUAAUGUUCAGCCGAACUCCAAUAUGCCGCAGAUUAAGACGGACUUGAAAGCUGAGCCGGACACUGACGUGAUGAUGGAGAGCGUCCAGGAGGAGGAGGCGGUAACCAGGCCCGCUUGGAUGAAGAGCAAGAUUCCGGGGAUGAAGAAGAUCAGCAAGCGGGAACGGCGCCGCCGCCAGAACAACCAGCUGCGGCGGCUCAUCGCGCCCAAGAACGCGCUCAUGGUGCUCAACGAGUGGAUGUUGAGCGAGCAGAUCGCGAACAACUUCAAAGUGGAGCCGGCACCAACCACUGGAUAUUACAAGAACUCGAACAAGAACAGUUUCUGUGCGGACCUGACUCUCGACGGGCAGACGUACAAAGGAUAUGGCGAGAACAAACUGGCGGCGCGCAACGCGGCGGCCGAGCAGGCCAUCCGCGACCUCAUCAUCAAGCGGCUCGCGCGCGCCAGCAGCGACGGCAACUCGGACGGUGUGGAAGGCACCGACAGCGAGGAGUCCCUGCCAAUGAUCCAGAUAGCAUCGUUCGCUCUGCACAAGCUGUUCUCCGAGUGGGAGUACGAGGGCCACAAGGUGCCUCAGAUCAGGCCGCUUAGCAUUUCUCAAUCGUCGGACGCGGAGACGGAAGCCCCGGCCCCGAGCAGCGCCGCGCCGCGCCCGCCGCCCGCCAAGAAGCCGAAGGAGCCCAAGGAGCUGCCGCUCAACGCGCCCGCCAUGCACCCCGCCAUGCUGCUGGGCUACAUGCGGCCCAACGUGGAGUACAGGGAGCUGCAGGUGGAGGGUGACCGGCCUCAGAACAUGGUGUUCACUGUUGGAGUGGAGGUCGAAGGGUCCACUUUUGUUGGCAAGGCAUCGAACAAGAAGGAGGCGCGCAAGGCGGCGGCGCGCGCGGCGUGCAGUGCUCUGUUCGGCGUCGCCUUCCACGACGUGUGCACCGCCAACGCGCCCGUCGCGCCCGCCAGCGCCAACACCAACACCAACACCGCCAACACCAACACCAACACUGUGUAAACACACAUACCUACUUACAAUAUUAUGAACAACUACACACGCCAAUAAUGAAAACUGUCGUUAUGAAUUUCGACAUUCGUAGCUUUGACAAAAGAAAAUAUGUUCGGCUAACACAAAUAGUGUUUUGCAAAACAAGCCAACACACAUAUUGUACAUUAUAUAUCUUUGAAUCUCAGUUAUAUUAUUAAGCCAAACAGCUGAACGUGCCCUUUGUCUUUUCAAGACUGUUGGCUCUGUCUACCCCGCAAGGGAUAUAGACGAGACUACAUGUAUAAAUGUCAUGUAGAUUACAUCAGAGUUAUGUUGGUCAAGCAUAUAGUUGUAGUGUAGUGUAGUGUAGUAUGUUUAAUCGUAGCUAUGAAUGUCGAUAUUAAGAAUGACAGUCACCAACAAUAAUACAAGCUCGCACUGACUACUAUUCUCAUUAAAAUAUCUGAAUUGAAAUUACUUUAUUUGAAAUAUCACCUUUUGUAUAAACGACGUUUAAUGAGCCAUCAUUUAAUAAUUAAGACGCGUUUUGUUCGCGUGAUUAGAGGAAUAUGAUGUUUAUUUUUUCUUAAUUGAAUCUAAAGUGUUCUUGAUGAAUUACUAAAGUUUCACCAUUCAUUGCGACCGUUUACUAUAAAUAAUAUAAUACUUAGUUGUAUUGAACGUUGUAAUCUUCUGUGAUGUGCAAUUAUCUCUUAAGUUGAUUUGACGAUAUAUAAUACAACGUUUACUUUUAAGUGAUCUCGAUAUAGAAUUUUGUAGCAUUUAGUUAUAAGUUAUUUCAUUUAUUAUUAUAAUUAUAAUAAAUAUGUAUACACAUUUUUACCACAGAUGUAUGGAAAAAUUGUAUACAUUGAGCUCGUUUAUUGUACUAUUUGGAUGCUUUUUGUGUCCCUUAGAUAUAGUUUAAAAUAAGUCGAGCGUUCUCAAGAGUAUAUAUUAUUUUAGUGAUGGUAAAUAUUGUAUAUUUAUUCUAAACGAGUUGUAAAAUUUAUAAUUUUCCCUCUGCAUGUACCGUACCAACACGUUUUCUAAACGUAUGCAAUAAAUAUAUAUUUAUUGCACUAUAUUGCGGUCAUGAUGUAACUAUUUAGUUUUAAGUUUAUUAUUUACUUAAGUUGUGUAUGUAAGACUAAAUAUUGAUGUUUAUUCGAAGGUAAAGACUAAU
Messenger RNA from Amyelois transitella, 3728 nucleotides. RefSeq lists its product as uncharacterized. The transcript has 11 exons. The record is from RefSeq and is a predicted model, not a curated record. Bases 1235 to 2572 code for a protein of 445 amino acids. Lineage: Eukaryota; Metazoa; Arthropoda; Insecta; Lepidoptera; Pyralidae.